AUGCAGCUGUCGAAUCUCAGCGAUGACUACAUCGCCUUCAAGGUGAAAACUACAAGCCCAAAGAAAUACUCUGUGCGGCCCAACACAGGGGUUGUCUUGCCACGAUCUACAUGCGAUGUUGUUGUGACAAUGCAAGCACAGCGAGAAGUACCAUCUGACAUGCAGUGCAAAGAUAAGUUCCUAGUCCAGAGCGUUGUUGCACCCUCUGGCAUAAAUGUGAAGGAUGUUACGGGAGAGAUGUUUAUGAAGGAAUCUGGAAAUAAGAUUGAAGAGGUGAAAUUACGAGUCACCUAUGUUGCACCUCCACAGCCACCAUCUCCAGUUCCUGAAGAAUCCGAGGAAGGCUCCCCAUCUAGGGUUGAAUCAGAAAAUGGAGAUGGUCCUGCUGGGGGAUUCACCAGGCACUGCGAGAACGCAUUGAGCCCCAAGAAAAAUCUUUAG
Molecule: messenger RNA, 441 nt
Organism: Triticum turgidum subsp. durum (durum wheat)
Lineage: Eukaryota; Viridiplantae; Streptophyta; Magnoliopsida; Poales; Poaceae
Source: the annotation of a GenBank genome assembly